Molecule: messenger RNA, 2394 nt
Organism: Haliotis rufescens (red abalone)
Lineage: Eukaryota; Metazoa; Mollusca; Gastropoda; Lepetellida; Haliotidae
Exons: 17
Coding region: 24-2369 (781 amino acids)
Source: RefSeq, a predicted model, not a curated record
CCAGUCACGUGGCCGGAGACAAAAUGGUGGCGACGAACCUCAUCCUUCUGACAACGGUCAGUUUAAUGCUUGUCAUAAUGACAGAACAAGCACCUGCGGAUCAAGCCCGUAUUCCUGCCUUACAGGUGGUUGUCGCCAGUAACGGGACCUAUCAACUGAAGGUCAAGGGUACGGUCUGGUUAAACAGUGCCCCAACGUUCUUCGUCCUGAACAACCAGAGGUAUGGCAUUGACGACGGAACUCUGGUGGUUGAGUCCGUCAAGAACAUCAGCUUCCCAGGGGAUCUUUUGGGACCCGGCGUAGAGACCCGAAUCACCUUCAACGCCAACAACGUCACCAUUGUCGCAAGUGUCCUCGCAUACUCCUCGGACGAGCUGUUGACAUUCAAAGUGAACUUCCCCAUGGGCGCUACAGACAUUAACCACAUCAACUACGACAGCGUCAUCUGUGGCUUCCCGGGCUUCGUGAUGGAGAACGACUUGUAUCCCCUCGGCUUCAUGUCUCUGGGUGGGGAGUUUGCCGGCUACACGGAGCAGAUGGUGGGCAGGUGGAACAAGACGGCCAACAUUCAGGACGGCCUGGAGGGGUCGGCUCCCCUAAACCUUUUCGACAAGAGCUUUAACGCCAUCACCAUAGGUCCACAGGAUAACUUCAUGUCCACGUCGUUGUGGCGGGACAUCGACAACGACUACGUAUACUGGGGAAUCAUGAGCGGUGUUACCCAAGUUCCAACUAAUUUCACAUACCAAGUUUUAACAGCCUAUUCAGCUGACGUCACACAGAGCAUGUUCGUGUGGGGCAACUCAAUCGCCAGCUUAUACUACAGGCUGAGCCGCCCCUCCGACCCAGUUGUCAACAACAUCGGCUACUGGACCGGAGAAGGGUCCUUCUACUACGAGGAAGGGAGUUUCGAGGGUAACUAUGAAGACGCCAUCACAGCUGUAUUUGCAGCUGCAGCUAAUAGAUCACUGCCAUACAGCUAUGUGGAACUGGACAACUGGUGGUUCACAAAAGGUCAAGGAGGAGGGGUCAAGAAGUGGACAGCACCCACGGACAUCUUCCCCAAUGGAAUCGAGCAGCUGCACAACAAGAUUAAUAAGCCGAUUGUUGCCAAAAAUAACUUCUGGUCAAGUGAUACAAUCUACGCAACACAAAAUCAGGGGCAGUACAACUUCGACAUAUCCGGUGACAUGGCUCUACCCAAAGAUGAGGCAUUUUGGGACUUCCUGUUCGGGGAAGCAAAGCAAUGGGGCAUGACUACCUACAUUCAGGACAACAUGACAGAAAUAUUCCGUCAGUUUGAUUACCUGAAGAUGGAUCUGGACUACGGCAGGGACUGGUUGAUGAACAUGGGCACCGCUGCCACGAAACACAACAUCACCAUCCAGUACAGUGGCGCCCUCCCGCGGAUGGUCAUGCAAUCUCUGGAGAUACCCGCCGUCACACAGAUUCGAGUGAGCCCCAACUACGGCGCGUCCGAGGACCAGUGGAAGAUCGGUCUGACGUCUAUAUUUGCCAGUGGUCUACAAGUCGCCAUAUCUAAGGACGGGUUCCUGUCACAACAGCACGAAGGGGCACUGGGGGAUCCCAACUCAGAGCGGCAGGGUCUGAUAUCGUCCCUCAGUAAGGGGAUGUUUGAAACUGGCGACGAGGCGUGGAAGUCCAACACCACCCUCAUCAUGAAGAGCUGCCUAAAGGAUGGAACGAUUCUGAGACCGGAUUUCCCCGUUGUGGCAGUUGACGCCCAGCUCAUGCAGAGGGCGUUCCAAGAUGGCAGCGGCCCAGUUGGUGAAGUGUGGGCGACGCUCUCCACCGUCACAAGGAUGGGGGAUGGCCCUGAGCUUAAGUUUGGAAUUAUCUUUGCUUCCAAUCUCCAAGGAUCAUACGCCAUCACACCCUCCAUCGCCGGCUUCACGUUUGAGUUUCCAAAAAGUAAGAUCUUCAACGCCAAGGAUCCCCGAGAGCAGCACGACUUCUCCGAAGACAAACCCUUCACGCUGACCGGCUGCACCGCCGACACCUUCUGCCUCUACUACACGUCUCCUGUCAUCAGCCUCAAUAACAAGGAAGUGCUGAUCAUGGGCGAACUGGACAAAUGGAUACCAAUGUCAAGACAACGUGUUAUCAACGUCACCCUCAGCAACGUCAUCACCAUCGACUUGGUAGGGGCCAAACAGGAGAAGGUGGAGAUGUGGUUUUCUGUGAAUGGAAAUAUGGGGGCCCUCGCCAUCGAUGUGAAUAACAACGGAGCGGCGUCACUGGUAUUCGAGGACAAGUUAAUCAACUCCGGAGGACGUGGUCAGCCUCUAUCCGUCGUCGUUGCUGCCGUCGUGGCGUUAGUUGUCACCUUUUUCUGUAAACAGUUAUAGUUAUAAAUGUAACUUGGAUCAUUAA